Molecule: messenger RNA, 2938 nt
Organism: Phalaenopsis equestris
Lineage: Eukaryota; Viridiplantae; Streptophyta; Magnoliopsida; Asparagales; Orchidaceae
Product: serine/threonine-protein kinase-like protein CCR4
Exons: 1
Coding region: 274-2643 (789 amino acids)
Biological process (GO): protein phosphorylation
Molecular function (GO): ATP binding; protein serine/threonine kinase activity
Source: RefSeq, a predicted model, not a curated record
GGCUAAGGGCCUAAAAGCAAGUGUGAUCUGAAGGAAAGAAGAAGACAAUAGACUUGAACCUAGUCCUUUGUCUUCCAUUCCGCGUCUCCCUCCUUCAACCCAUAGAAACAAACAAAGCCCUACAAAUCUCACCCAUAAGAACAUAAACAAAGCCCUUUUCUUUCUCUCUCCUUCAACCUUUCUUCCUCCUCCUCCUCCUCCUCCUCUUCUCCUUCCCCGUCUCGUUGCUAAGAUGAUAUUUUCAAACCUAAUAACAAACGUUUCUCAAUUCCAAUGUCUUCUCUUCACCAUCUCCUAAUUCUCCUUCUUACCCUCGUGUCAUCCUCUGUUUUGUUCGCGUCUUCUUAUCCUCUCUCAACCAUCGCCAUCUCCCAAGUCGGCAACCAGACCAUAAUCUGCGCUCUUCUCCCCUCCAGCGACGACGAAGGCCCUUAUGCUCUCAAUUGCACGGCGUUGCCGAGCGGCAAGAGCCACACAUACCGCUCUACCAGCGGCUUUCUCUACUCCGCCGUUGCUGCCGGCAAUGGCUUCCUCUGCGCUCUCAGCUCCGAGCAGGCGAACCAGUCCAUUUCAACUAUGCGGUGGUGGGACUUCUCUCAGAUCCCCGCCCCAUCGAAGCGCGUCUAUAAAGGUCCUUCUUUGGCUGCCCUCGCUUCUGGUGAUUCCCACGUAUGUGGCAUAAUUGGUGAUUCCGGCAAGCCCAAUUGCUGGCGAUGGCCGGAGCUUACCAUACCUUCCGAUCUUCACUUCACUGCCAUAUCCGUCGGUGGAGACUUCGUCUGCGGACUUCAUGACUCCAGCAUACCUCGAUGCUUCGGCAGCAACGCCAGCGGAGUCGUCGGUACGGAGCCGAAAGGUGAUUUUACAUCGAUUGCCGCCGGGACUCGGCACGCCUGCACGGUUUCUGUAUCCGGUGAAUUAGUUUGUUGGGGCGACGGAGCGCCGUCGGCGACGGUGUCGGAGGUAAGCUCGCUGGCUCUCGGGGAUAGUCGGACUUGCGUCAUACGGUUCAACGGAACGGUAUUCUGUCUAGGAGCCGGAGCCGAGCCUCCGCCAGGAUUUGAAAUGGCCCAAUUCAUGGCAGUGGAAGCACGGGGAGGAGCUUUCUGCGGCAUUCUCACGGAGAAUUACUCUCUUAUCUGUUGGGGAAACGAGACUUUUCACCAUAAUCCGGUCAUUUUUAGUCAGGUUCUACCGGGGAGCUGCCGUUCCAUUUCAACCUGUCGAUGCGGCAUCCUUCCCGGCUCCGGCAACAACUGUGGGCACGGCGAGGCUAUCUGCCAGUCCUGUCUCCGGCCAUUUCCGCCCCCAACUUCACCACCUCAUCCACCAACCCGACCGCCUCCUCAGAAACCAGCUGCCUCCAUCACCCCCACCCAUCCAUCCAACCGAAGACAGCUCCUUUUCAUUCUCCUCGGCUCGGUUGGAUUCGGCAUCGGCUCUUUAGCCUCCGCCUGCUUCUUAAUCAUCCGUGCCAAAAAACAGAACGGCCGCAUUCACGAUUCCGGCCGCGUUCCACCUUCUACCAACGCCGCCUACCCGACCUUUAACUUAAACCUAUCGAGACUUUUCGCCAAAGGGCCAAGCCCGAUGGUUGAAGAAUAUUCAAUAGAAGCCCUGCUCGCCGCCACGGAAGGCUUCGCAGAAAAGCAUAAAAUCGGGUCAGGCGGUUUCGGUUCGGUAUACCGCGCAACUCUGCCCAACGGUCGAAUCGUCGCCAUUAAACGAGCUAAGCCUCAGCCAGCAGCGGCGCGGACGCCCACCGCUUCAACCUCCCGUAGCGCUCCACUUCGCCGCCGGGAGAUGGAAACUGCAUUCCUGGCAGAACUCGCAUUACUCUCUCGCGUGAACCACAAGAACUUAGUCAGGCUCUACGGGUUCUGCCGAGAGGGCGCGGAGCUCAUCCUGGUGUACGAGUUCAUGACUCGCGGUACGCUCGACGCACACCUCCGCUUCCCCGGCCCAGCCGGAUCGCCGCUGGGCUCUUGGGCUGGCCGAAUCCGUAUCGCGCUCGACGCGGCGAGGGGAAUCGAGUAUCUGCACGCGUACGCCGUCCCGACAAUAAUCCACCGCGACAUAAAGUCUUCCAACAUACUCCUGGACGAUGACUGGACUGCCAAAGUUUCCGACUUUGGACUUUCGCUUCUAAACCCAAAAGAAGGGGAGGAGGAGGAGGAGGCGGAGAACGGGGAGGCGGCGGCUGCGGGGACGGUGGGCUACAUGGACCCGGAGUACUAUCGGCUUCGGCAUUUAACGGCGAAGAGCGAUGUUUAUAGCUUUGGAGUGGUGCUGUUAGAGCUGUUGACAGGGUCUAAGGCUGUGGAGAGGAGCGCGGAGAGCGGAACGCCGAGGAAUGUGGUGGAACACGCCGUGCCAAGAAUAGAGUUGGAUGAAAUACACUGCGUGCUGGAUGGGAGGCUUUCGCCGCCGACGCCGUGUGAAAUCGAGGCGGUGGCUUAUGUCGGGUAUUUGGCGGCGGAUUGUGUGACCCCGGCAGGGAUGGAUCGGCCGAGUAUGAGCGAGGUGGUGACCGGGUUGGAGCGGGCAUUAUCGACUUGCAUUGGUGCGUGCGGUGCGCCGAACCCGACUGGAAGUGGUGCGAUCGGGUUCACGCGGUCGUCUGCAGAAGACAGAUCUGAGUAACAUUUGGGGGUUUGCGAUUGGGCUGUCGAUGGUCAUGUAAGCCUAUUUGUUAAUAUAUAUAUUUUUUUUUCUUUCCAAUUGGAAGGAUGAUUAUUUAUUGAUCAGGGCUUUUUUUUUUUGAAGUAGUUAGGGAUGAUGAGAGGGAGGAUUGUGAUUGAAAGGUUGUUGGAAAUUCCAAUAAAAAGUGUGCGAUUAUCAAGUUUUAAGUUUUUGAUUCUCAAAAACAAAGUUUUCAGCUUAUAUGAGAUAUUGUUUUAUGAAUAUUGUAGGAAGUAAAUUUGGCACCAUAGGAUUU